Molecule: messenger RNA, 1737 nt
Organism: Phycodurus eques (leafy seadragon)
Lineage: Eukaryota; Metazoa; Chordata; Actinopteri; Syngnathiformes; Syngnathidae
Gene: ovch1
Product: ovochymase 1
Exons: 11
Coding region: 1-1674 (557 amino acids)
Biological process (GO): proteolysis
Molecular function (GO): serine-type endopeptidase activity
Source: RefSeq, a predicted model, not a curated record
AUGUUGGUGUGGGUUCUGCUGGCCGGUCUGAGCGUCCUUUGUGAACUGGCGGGGGUGCGCUCCUUCGUGGCGCAGCGGGAAGCGGAGUCGCGCAUCGUCGGCGGUCAGGAGACGUGGGCGCACUCGUGGCCGUGGCAGGUGUCGCUGCGCUUCGUCACCGUGCCGGCGUGCGGGGGCGCCGUCCUCUCGCCGAUCUGGGUCGUCUCGGCGGCACACUGCUUCAAAAGGUUCAACCGAGCCUCCUUCUGGACUGUUCUGGCGGGAAAACACGACCUGGACAACCCCGACGAGGAAGGACAGCAGGUGGUGGGCGUGUCGGCCAUCGUGAGCCAUCACCGCUACAACGCCGCCACCAAAGAAUUCGACGUGGCACUGCUGCGGCUGGAGCGGCCGCUCGCCUUCGACCGCUUCGUGCGCCCCGUCCACGUGUGGGUGGCGCCGUUGCCCACCCUGAAGAAGUGCACCGUCACCGGCUGGGGGGCCACACGGGAGAAUGGGCCACGCGUGACCCGACUGCAGGAGGUCAACGUGACUGUGAUGACCUCUGACCUCUGCCAGCGCUACUACAAGAGCAGGAUAAGGACGCACAUGUUCUGUGCGGGACAGAAAGAGGGCGGCGUCGACGCAUGUCAGGGCGACUCCGGCGGUCCGCUGUCUUGUUAUGACAGCCGGCGGUUCCGGCUAGCGGGCGUGGUGAGCUGGGGCGUGGGCUGCGGUCGCGCCAGGAAGCCCGGCGUCUACACCAGACUGCGAGAUCACGUUCCGUGGAUGGCGGACGUCGUCCGUAAGAAUUUGGCCAAAAGCUUCAACUUUGUCGCCGUCUUGGAUUCCGACAGCGGUCCGUUUUUGUACGUUUCAGACAACCGCGAUGUGGCGUACGCAGACGAGCCGGCCAGAGAAGACCGGUGCGGGAAGCGGCAGAAGUCCACCUGUCAGAACCUUCCGGGCCCGGCGGGUCUCUCUGUUCCGGAGGUGGGCGAGGCGAGGGCGGAGAAUGUGACGGAGGCGUGUCCGGGGGCUUGGCCCUGGCAGGUCAGCCUCCAGGCGAACGGCGUCCAUUACUGCAGUGGGGUUCUGGUCCAUCGCCACUGGGUGCUCGCCGCGCGACACUGCGGGGUCAGAGCGGGAGAGGAUACGGCCGUCCUGGGAGGUCACGACCUCGGCUUGUCUCUGUCCCAAACUGUCCCCGUGGACCAGGUUUUGGAGCUUCCCCAGGAAGACGGCUUCCCUCCUAAAGAUGACCUCUCGCUGCUCCGCCUCGCUGUUCCCGCCAGACUCGGCGCCAGCGUGACGCCGCUUUGCGUGUCCGAGGAGGACGAGGAACUGGACGACAGCUGGAGAUGCAUCAGCGCCGGCUGGGGGGCGACGUCCGUCACGGCCGCCCUCAACUCGGAGCGCCUGCACCACGCGCGCAUCUUGCUGGUGGACCACGCAGAGUGCCGGGCCAAAUGGGCUCAGGGCCUCAUCGACGACGCCCACGUGUGCACCCAUCCCGUCGCCAGCGCCGCCUGCGCGGGUGACUCCGGCGCACCGCUGUUCUGCCAGAAGCGCGGCGCCUAUUUCCUCUUCGGGUUGCUCACGUGGGGCGCUCGCCAAUGCGAGCCCAACAAGCCAGCCGUCUUUACCAAAGUGUCCGAUUAUCACUCGUGGAUCAGCGAGGUGACGGAGGCAUAACGGAACCGGCGAGCGAUCUGCUUUGAGAAGAUCCAAACGAGAAGUGGAUUUCAAACGAACACG